Molecule: messenger RNA, 1062 nt
Organism: Hirsutella rhossiliensis
Lineage: Eukaryota; Fungi; Ascomycota; Sordariomycetes; Hypocreales; Ophiocordycipitaceae
Product: putative short-chain dehydrogenase reductase sdr protein
Exons: 5
Coding region: 1-1062 (353 amino acids)
Source: RefSeq, a predicted model, not a curated record
AUGGAAAACAUCAAUUCCUUUGCAGUGGAAUCGUGGACAUACUCUAUUCUCAGCACUGUCUUGAUUAUUGGUAGGAUCGCUCUGCGAUGGAGGACCCAGUCGUUUUCCGGCUUGUCCGGCGACGACUUUCUCAUGGCUGCUGCAAUCCCGCUUUCCAUGGCCGGAACCGCGGCGUCGUACAUUAUCGAAGCAGAAAUGCACGGCUUGGCGAAUAACGGCCUGACUCCCGAGCAACGCAAUGCCCUAGAUCCGGACAGCGACGAGUGGCGCUUAAGGGUCAAGGGCUCCCAGACCCAUCUCGCCGGCUGGCUUCUCUAUACGUCCCUGCUCUGGAUACUCAAGCUGUGCUGGCUCUUCUACUAUAGACGACUCGGUGAUCGUGUAGAUCGCAUGACUCUCAAGGUUACUCUCGGAUUUUCAUUUUGCGCCGUUACCUUCCUUGCGGUCUUGUUUACCAUCCUAUUUGGCUGCUGGCCCGUUUCAAAGCACUGGCAAAUCAACCCCGAUCCUGGGAACUUCUGCUAUCCGGCUAUAUCCGAACUCCAGGCGUGGACCGUGGUAUGCACUAACCUAACGACCGACUUAUACAUCAUGACGAUCCCCAUCCCAAUGAUUUGGCGUGCUCGCAUCUCGAUGAUGAAGAAAUUCGGUCUCGGCACCAUGUUCUGUGGUGGACUCAUCACUAUCGCUUUCGGCGCCGCCCGAUGUAGCCUGAUUCUACAGGACGACUCUAAAUCUGGAGAAUCUGCCGCACGGUGGUCGGACCGUGAGACCUUUGUUGCCAUCAUCCUCACCAACGUCCCCGUUCUCUUUCCGCUUAUACGUCAAUAUUUCCGGCAUACUAAGAACGUCUCUUACCGUGGCUAUAACGGCACCAACGGCGAUUCAAUCCGGUCCCGCAGCAAAGGCGGUGUCGUCUUAGAGCUCCCAACGUUAUCUGGGGAGAGCGCCGCGACCGCGAGAAAUAAGCCAAAGAGCCAGAAAAGCCUACCCACCUUUACGCGGUAUGGGCAUAAUGAGUCAGAGGAAGCAAUCAUCGGGAUCCCAGCCCACGCGACGUAA